Messenger RNA from Panicum hallii, 2820 nucleotides. RefSeq lists its product as uncharacterized. NCBI's taxonomy places the organism in Eukaryota, Viridiplantae, Streptophyta, Magnoliopsida, Poales, Poaceae. The annotation marks the transcript as partial. The record is from RefSeq and is a predicted model, not a curated record. The transcript is spliced from 3 exons.
AUGUGCUGUCCAUGCAGUGUUUGCGAAAAUAAAAAGGAAUUCCGGAAAAGAGAAACUCUAUGGAAUCACCUGGCCUUGAAUGGUUUUAUGAGUAACUAUAGCCUUUGGACUAAGCACGGCGAAGUUGGAGUUAUGAUGGAAGAUAAUGAAGAAGAUGACGAUGGUGAUAACAAUCUUCCAGAUUGGGCAUGGGUUCAUGAAACAGGUAGCUUUCAAGAUGAACCAAUGGACGAGGGUGAAGCAAAUGUUGAACAAGAGGAGCCACCUGACGAGCUAGGUCAGGCGUUGCUUGAUGCACGGAAAGACAGUGACACUGUGAAGGAGGCAUUAAAGUUUGAGAAGAUGUUGGAGGAUCACAAAAGGCCGUUGUUCCCUAAUUGCAAACCGGAGCAGAAGAAGUUGGGUACCACGCUAGAGAUGCUGAAAUGGAAGGCAAGUAAUGGUGUCACCGAUAAGGGAUUUGGUGAGCUAUUAAAGAUUGUAAAGAACAUGCUUCCUGAGGGUAAUGAACUGCCGUCAACAACAUACGAAGCUAAAAAGAUGGUUUGCCCUCUUGGAUUGGACGUGCAGAAGAUUCACGCAUGUCUUAACGACUGCAUCCUGUAUCGCGGCGAAUACGAGAACUUGGAAGCUUGUCCUGUUUGUAGCGCAUUGCGGUAUAAGAUCAGGCGAGAUGAUCCAGGUGAUGUUGAUGGGGAGCCGGUAAAGAAGAGAGUUCCCGCAAAGUUGGUGUGGUACUUCCCUAUAAUACCACGUCUGAAGCGCUUUUUCAAAAACAAGGACAACGCUAAGUUGAUACGGUGGCACAAAGAAGACCGUAAGGAGGAUCACAUGAUCAGACACCCAGCAGAUGGGUCCCAGUGGAGAAACCUUAACCGAGAGUAUCCUCAAUUUGACAACGACCCAAGGAAUAUAAGAUUUGCUCUAAGUGCGGAUGGAAUGAAUCCGUACGGUGAGUUUGGCAGCGCUCAUAGUACAUGGCCCGUGACCCUAUGUAUGUUCAACCUUCCUCCUUGGUUAUGCCUGAAGCGUAAGUUCAUCAUGAUGCCGGUGCUUAUAGAAGGGCCAAAAGAACCUGGCAACGAUAUUGAUGUGUUCCUGCAACCCUUGAUGGAUGAUCUCUUACUGCUCUGGAAAGAAGAAGGUGUACAUGUGUGGGAUGAGUAUAAACAGGAGUCUUUCAACCUCCGAGCUUUGCUUUUUGUAUGCAUCAAUGAUUGGCCUGCACUUGCAAAACUUUCGGGACAGUCGAACAUGGGAUACAUGGCCUGCACCCACUGUUAUGAUGAAACCGAUAGCAUUUAUUUGAAACACUGUAAGAAGUGCGUAUACAUGGGCCAUCGCCGAUUCCUUCCUACCGAUCACCCCCUAAGAACCGAAGGGAAGCAUUUCAAAGGAGAGUCCGAAACUCGUCGUAAGCCUCUGUUCCGUAAUGGAAAGCGUGUGUUCUCGAUGAUCAAGGAUGUGAAGGUAGUAUUUGGAAAGGGUCCCGGUAGCCAACCUGUUCCGAAGGAUGACCAGGGACAUGUUCCAAUGUGGAAGAAGAAAUCUAUAUUGUGGAACCUACCUUAUUGGCAAGUCUUACAGAGAGACAAAGGACGCCACUAUUUAAAACCUGCCAGCUAUAAUCUGAGUAAAGAGGAGAAGGAAAUCAUGUUCGAUUGCUUGAACAGUAUCAAGGUCCCGUCUGGGUACUCCUCAAAUAUACAGGGCAUAAUAAAUGUGAAAGAGAAGAAAAUUCAAAACUUGAAGUCCCAUGACUGCCACGUUCUGAUGACACAAUUACUUCCGGUUAUACUGAGGGGUGUUCUACCGGAAAAUUACGUGCGUAAACGUUCUCGCCCAGAAGGAUGCAUUGCUAAGGGCUAUGGAACCGAGGAGGUCAUUGAGUUUUGCGUUGACUAUCUUCCCGAUCUCAAUUCGAUUGGGCUCCCCGUGUCACACCAUGAGGGGCGAUUAAAGGGAAAAGGCACACUAGGAAAGAAAUGUAAUGUGCACAUCCCUUGUAGUGAAUUCAGCCAAGCAAACUUCACGGUUCUUCAGAAUUCAUCCAAGGUGGCUCCAUAUAUUGAUGAGCACAUGAAUAUUAUACAGUCUGAAAAUCCACAAAAGAAUCUUUCUUGGAUUACACGCCAACAUAUAAAAACUUUUGACGGCUGGUUUAGACGAAAAUUAUUGGGCAACAACACAGUUGAUCAAGAACUUCAAUGGCUGGCUAGGGGACCAUCAAUCACUGUCCAGCAAUACCAAGGGUACGAAAUCAAUGGGUAUACAUUUUAUACGAGAGCUCAAGACAAAAAAAGCACCAACCAAAACAGUGGUGUCCGUAUGUGUAUAGUAAACAGUAAUGGAGAAAAGAACAACUACUAUGGUGUCAUAGAGGAGAUAUGGGAACUUGAAUAUGGACCCAUAGUUGUCCCUUUAUUUCGUUGCGAAUGGGUGGCUGGAGGAGGCGUAACGAAGGACCGGUAUGGGAUGACCAUAGUUGACUUUAAAAAGAUUGGAUAUAAAGAUGAACCAUUUGUUCUAGCCAAGGAUGUGACACAAGUGUUCUAUGUGAAGGACAUGUCGAGCAAACCGAAGAAGAAGUCAGAUAAGACGUCUGAAGCAGACAAGGCUGGAAAUGAGCCGAAACGGCACAUAGUUCUUCCAGGAAAAAGAAAAGUUGUUGGAGUUGAGGAUAUUUCGGACAAUUCGGAAGAUUAUGACCAGAUUGAUGACCUUCCUCCAUUCUCAGUUGACGUUGACCCUAGCAUCCUCUUAUCCAAAGAGGACACACCUUACUUACGCUGUGAUCACGCUCAAGGCACUUUCGUCAAA